AAGGGUCCUUGGAGCAUCAUGGCGUAUCCUUCCGCGUCUCUCUCAAACCCGAUCACUCCCUUGCGCCUCGACCCAAAUGGCUCGAGCCCGAACUUCAAGGAGUGGAGCUAUGGGGUUGAUAAGCAUCUCCUAAGCCGCAAAAUUGAGGGGAUUUGCCUCAAGGAUGUCCUCCUCAAUCGCGGCAAAGGAAAGAUGCCGAUCCUUCCCAAGAAGCUCUCGGCCACAGCCACAGGGGAAGAGUUAAAAACCCAUGAGGAAUCCAUGUCCAAGUAUGAGGAAUCUUACAGCGUGUGGGAGCAAGCCGACGCCGCUAUCAUUGGCGUCUUCGUCGGCACUACCCCUUCCGAGCUCGUCAAAACUUACCAUAACUACCCCUCCGCGCACGCCAUCUGGGAGUACCUCAACGACCGCUUCCUCAACAAAACCGCUGUGGGGGUGGCGAUCCUCAUCCCCCGCAUCCCACCACCAAUGCCCUACUUGCACGCUUCACACUGACCGCCAACAACCUCUACACACUCCAAGUACCUCCAUCUUCCACAGAAGCACACUCUACCUCCACCACAUCAUCAUGCUCCUGCCGUCAGCUCACCGAUCCAACCAUUCUUUACCA
Messenger RNA from Closterium sp. NIES-67, 610 nucleotides. The record is from the annotation of a GenBank genome assembly. Lineage: Eukaryota; Viridiplantae; Streptophyta; Zygnematophyceae; Desmidiales; Closteriaceae.